This is a messenger RNA of Cladophialophora bantiana CBS 173.52, 408 nucleotides long. RefSeq lists its product as uncharacterized. The transcript is spliced from 3 exons. The record is from RefSeq and is a predicted model, not a curated record. NCBI's taxonomy places the organism in Eukaryota, Fungi, Ascomycota, Eurotiomycetes, Chaetothyriales, Herpotrichiellaceae. Bases 1 to 408 code for a protein of 135 amino acids.
AUGAAUCAUAGCCCCUUUGUACAGAAUCUCAUGCUCAGCGCAUCGAUCUUUUGCAGUCCUGGACUGUACUUGGCCAUUGCGACCCUCGGAGCAGGAGGUGGUCGUCCCAGUUCGAUUCAGAUGGCCAACAUCAGCAACGCCCUGCUGUACGCUGCAUUUGUGUUGGCCGGAGUCAUCGCCCCGACGGUGCUUAGCAAGCUCGGACCUCGAUAUACUAUCAUCAUCGCCAUAUCUGGAUAUGCUAUUUAUACCGGCGCUAUGUGGUAUUUUGAUGCGCAGGACACCUUCGGUAUCCUGCGGUUGCUGGCAUUCACCUGGGAAUUACGGCCGCAUUUCUUUGAACCACCGCCGCUCUCAUUCCCAAUUGCUAUUCCGAAGAGAAGCAACGAGGAUUUUGGCGUGCCAUGA